UGUUCUUCCCUUCAAAUUGAAUCAAGGGCCAAUUCUGUUGGUCGUGACCUCUCCGUGAUGAAAGAUCUUUGGACACAAAUCAUCUCUCAAAUCCUAGGCUGGACAUACUUCGUCUUGUGGUCACUGUCCUUUUACCCGCAAGUCCUGCACAACCACCACCGCCGCUCAACUGACGGCUUCUCUAUCGACUUUGCACUUUUGAACACGCUUGGAUUGACUGCAUAUACUGUUUUCAAUGCCUGCUUUCUGUUUUCGCCGGUUGUGCGCGCCAGCUAUAGCCAGCGACAUCCACGGAGCCCCGAGCCAACUGUCCAAUGGAACGAUUUCGUCUAUGCCCUCCAUGGGACCUUGAUCUGUUACUGGAUAGGCAGCCACUUCCUCUGCGCCCGGUUCUGGAACUUCCAAUCCAACCCGCAACGGGUAAGUACUUCGGCCUUCGUAGUCUUCUGUGGCUGCCUGGCAGUGAUAGCCCUAGCCGUUCUGUGCGUUCCUCUGUUUAUGUCGUGGGAAUGGAUUGAUGUGGUCUACGUGGUCGGCAUGACCAAGGUUUUCCUGACAGCCAUCAAAUACGCUCCCCAGGUGGUGAUGAAUUAUAGGCAGCAGUCGACGGCGGGGUUUUCCAUUGGGGCAGUCUUACUGGAUCUGUCGGGCGCAGUGCUGUCGCUGAUGCAGCUUGUACUGGACUCCUCACUGCAGGCGGACUGGUCAGGCACCGUGGGCAACAUCGCGAAACUCAUGUUGGGUAACAUCACUGUCCUAUUCGAUUUCAUCUUUAUCUUCCAGCACUUUGGUCUGUACCGAAAGCGACCAGCGGGGAAGAAUCCAGGACUAUCGGAGCAUAACCCUCUCCUGGGUAGCAGCCAUGGGAUAUAA
Penicillium taxi is the source of this 873-nucleotide messenger RNA. RefSeq names its product putative L-cystine transporter. The record is from RefSeq and is a predicted model, not a curated record. Gene Ontology annotation, molecular function: L-cystine transmembrane transporter activity. The annotation marks the transcript as partial. Gene Ontology annotation, cellular component: fungal-type vacuole; vacuolar membrane. Gene Ontology annotation, biological process: L-cystine transport. NCBI's taxonomy places the organism in Eukaryota, Fungi, Ascomycota, Eurotiomycetes, Eurotiales, Aspergillaceae. The transcript is spliced from 2 exons.